AUGGUCAGCUCCUGUUGUGGCUCCGUCUGCUCUGACCAGAGCUGCGGCCAAAGUCUCUGCCAGGAGACCUGCUGCCGCCCCAGCUGCUGCCAGACCACCUGCUGCAGGACCACCUGCUAUCGCCCCAGCUGUGGUGUGUCCAGCUGCUGCAGGCCCCAGUGCUGCCAGCCUGUGUGCUGCCAGCCCACCUGCCCUCGCCCCACCUGCUGCAUCUCUAGCUGCUACCGCCCCUCCUGCUGUGUUUCCAGCUGUGGUUCCAGCUGCUGCAGGCCUACCUGCUGCAUCUCCAGCUGCUGCAGGCCCCAGUGCUGCCAGCCUGUGUGCUGCCAGCCCACCUGCCCUCCCCCCACCUGCUGCAUCUCCAGCUGCUGCAGGCCCCAGUGCUGCCAGCCUGUGUGCUGCCAGCCCACCUGCUCUCGCCCCACCUGCUGCAUCUCCAGCUGCAGGCCCCAGUGCUGCCAGCCUGUGUGCUGCCAGCCCACCUGCCCUCCCCCCACCUGCUGCAUCUCCAGCUGCUGCAGGCCCCAGUGCUGCCAGCCUGUGUGCUGCCAGCCCACCUGCCCCCGCAUCUCCAGUUGCUGCCGCCCCUCUUGCUGUGGCUCCAGCUGCUGCCGCCCGAGCUGCUGCCUGCGCCCAGUGUGCGGCCGGGUCUCCUGCCGCACCACUUGCUAUCGCCCCACCUGUGUCAUCUCCACCUGCCCCCGCCCCGUGUGCUGUCCCUCCUCUUGCUGCUGA
Molecule: messenger RNA, 735 nt
Organism: Budorcas taxicolor (takin)
Lineage: Eukaryota; Metazoa; Chordata; Mammalia; Artiodactyla; Bovidae
Product: keratin-associated protein 4-6-like
Exons: 1
Coding region: 1-735 (244 amino acids)
Cellular component (GO): keratin filament
Source: RefSeq, a predicted model, not a curated record